AUGGCAUCAACGAUCGAACCUGAAGCCAAUACGGACAAAUUGUCAGAGGAGAAUCAAGUUACAACACAAGAAACAGAUGAAACUCCGUCAACGACAACUCGGACAGCUGGACAAACAGCAAUUGGUGCGAAGCUUGUAAAGAAACUUGAAACGCUCGCAGCAAAUUCCAAAGAAAACAAACAAACCAAUGGGAAAAGUUCAUCAAAUGCAACUAAUGAAUCAGAAGCACGUCGAAAUAUCAACAAAACUGCUAAAAAUUUACUCAAAACUCUGACUGAUGAAGAUCCACAAAAGAAUCUUUCAACAUUAGCAACCAAAUUAGCUGAACUACAAGAGCAAAACCGUUCGAUUCAGGGCAAAAUUCAUGAUUUUGAAAAGAAAUCCGUCGUCCUUAUGCGCGAAAGAGACCAAGUCUUGAUGGAAAAUGGAAGAAUAUCCGCUUCGAAGAGCAAAUUGGAAAGUUUAUGUCGAGAACUUCAUCAACAUAAUCAACAGAUUCGAGACGAAAAUAUCCAACGGCAACAAGAUGAUGAAACUAAACGUCGGGAAUUAGCAACGAAAUUUCAAACAACCAUCGAUGAAAUUGCAUCGCAAUUAUCAAAUUAUAGCGAAAAAUCGACGUCAUUGCGUGAUCAAAACGCUCAAUUAUCGGAACAAUUAGCCUCGGUCAUUAAAGAUUAUGAACUUCGUGAAAAGGAAAUCCAAGAAGCAUUGAAGAACAAAGAAGCAGAGUUACGUCUAGCUGAAACAGCUCUUGAACAAAGUCGAGUCGUACUCGCUGAACGAACGGACUUGAUCAAACAAGAACGACAAGGCAGUGAAUCCGAGCAAUUGUUAUUGUACAGAAAAUGUCAGGAAUUGGCUGCUUCGGAGCUUAGUCUUCGUUCGCAAUUGACUGUCUAUGCAGAACGUUAUCAAGAAUUUCAAAAUGCUAUCGAACAGAGCAAUCAAAUGGUCACGUCGUGUGAUACUCAAAUCCAGAAAAUGCAGGAGAAAAUCAAAAGAUUAGAAAAAGAAAGAAAUGAAUUUCGGCAACGAUGGGAAGCGGCGGAAGCUAAUCAACGGAAAGCCAAUGAUGACAUGAAAUUAUUGGAAAAAGAAAAACGACAAGCAGAUAUUAAACUCGAUAAACUCGAUCGACUAUGUCGAGCUUUACAACAAGAACGGUCGGACUUACAGGCAACGAUCAAAAACUUGACAAAGUCUUCAUUUAAGAAUGAAACAUCCAUUCUGUCGACUGUUACUCCAUCGUCAUCCGAAACUAAUGAAAACGCAUCACCUAAUCUCUAUGAUAGUGAAUUAGGCCGUAUCGCUAAAACAGUUGAUUAA
Adineta ricciae is the source of this 1329-nucleotide messenger RNA. The record is from the annotation of a GenBank genome assembly. NCBI's taxonomy places the organism in Eukaryota, Metazoa, Rotifera, Eurotatoria, Adinetida, Adinetidae.